This is a messenger RNA of Xenopus laevis (African clawed frog), 8286 nucleotides long. It is a transcript of the gene plcb1.S, whose product is annotated as phospholipase C beta 1 S homeolog. NCBI's taxonomy places the organism in Eukaryota, Metazoa, Chordata, Amphibia, Anura, Pipidae. Bases 343 to 4020 code for a protein of 1225 amino acids. The record is from RefSeq and is a predicted model, not a curated record. The transcript is spliced from 32 exons.
GUGGCGAUGUUACGCAAGUGGAGCCGGUGCUGAGAUUGCAGUGCGCGCGCGUGUGAGCGUUUGUCUGUGCGAGGGGGCGCGCUGGAGCUGCUGAGGCUGCUGAAUGGUUCCGUAUGGAGGAGGAGGAGGCGGAGGCAGAAGCAGCAGCUGAGGAGGAGGCAGAGCCGAGAGCACGGGGUGGUGGUGCCGGUUUUCUGCGUUCUCUCCCAGUCACUGUCCGGCGCCGGCGGCUGCUGCUGCGAGAGGAGGAGGAACAGAAGAUCCACUCGCUGCGCUUCUUGGAUAUUUGGUAUUUGUUUCAUCGGCUCUUAUUGCCCGAUCCCCCGGCCUCAAUGUGCGGACAUGGCCGGGGCACAGCCAGGGGUCCAUGCGCUGCAGCUCAAGCGGGUCUGUGUGUCUGACACCAUGAAGAAGGGGAGCAAGUGUAUGAAAUGGGACGAUGACUCCACUCUUGUCUAUCCAAUCAUUCUUAAAAUGGAUCCUAAUGGAUUUUUCCUCUACUGGACUGAUCAGAACAAGGAGACGGAGCUAUUGGAUAUCAGUCUAGUGAAAGAUGCCAGAUGGGGAAGAUAUGCUCGGACUCCAAAGGAUCCCAAGUUACGUGAACAGUUAGAGGUGGGGAACUUUGGAGGCCGGCUGGAGUAUCGCAUGUUUACAAUCGUCUAUGGACCAGAUUUGGUAAACAUCUCAUAUCUGAAUUUGGUGGCAUUUCAGGAAGAAAUUGCCAAGGAGUGGACAGAUGAGGUAUUCAGUCUGGCAACCAAUUUGCUGGCGCAGAACAUGUCCAGAGAUGCCUUUCUUCAAAAAGCUUACACCAAGCUGAAACUGCAAGUGAACCCUGAAGGACGAAUCCCUGUUAAAAACAUCUACCGCUUGUUCUCUGCUGAUAGGAAACGAGUGGAAACGGCACUGGAGGCUUGUAAUCUUCCAGCUGGCAGAAGCGAUUCCGUUCCACAAGAUGACUUUACACCAGAGGUUUACAAAGUCUUUUUGAACAACAUAUGCCCACGGCCUGAGAUUGACAACAUUUUUUCCGAGUUCGGCAGUAAGAGUAAAACGCACCUGAGCGUUGAUGAGCUGAUGGAAUUUAUUAACUCAAAGCAGCGAGACCCGCGGUUAAAUGAGAUUCUCUACCCGCCGCUAAAGCAGGAGCAAGUCCAACAGCUGAUUGAGAAAUAUGAGCACAAGAGCAUUUUGGCAACAAGAGGUCAGAUAUCUGUGGAGGGCUUCAUGAACUAUCUGAGCGGAGAAGAGAAUGGAGUUGUACCACCUGAGAAACUGGAUUUGAAUGAAGACAUGUCUCAGCCAUUAUCUCAUUAUUUCAUUAAUUCUUCCCAUAAUACCUACCUCACUGCUGGGCAGCUGGCUGGAAACUCUUCGGUGGAGAUGUAUCGGCAAGUGCUCUUGGCUGGCUGUCGCUGCGUGGAACUGGAUUGCUGGAAGGGACGGACCGCCGAGGAAGAGCCGGUCAUUACCCAUGGAUUCACCAUGACAACAGAAAUAUCAUUUAAGGAAGUUAUAGAAGCGAUCGCUGAAUGUGCGUUUAAGACCUCGCCGUACCCGGUGGUUCUGUCUUUCGAAAAUCACGUUGAUUCACCAAAACAACAGGCAAAGAUGGCAGAAUACUGCAAGCAAAUAUUUGGAGAUGGACUUCUGACAGAUGUACUAGAAAAGAACCCACUUGAAUCUGGAGUCGCCCUUCCAAGCCCUAUGGAUUUAAAAUAUAAAAUCCUCAUAAAAAAUAAAAAAAAGUCUCACAAGUCGUCAGACAGAAGUGGGAAAAAGAAGCUGACGGAGCAAGCGUCCAACACCUGCAGUGACACCUCUAGCGUCUUUGAGCCGUCAUCUCCUGGAGCCGGCGAAGCCGAAAUUGAAAGUGAAGAAGAAGAUGAUGAUGAUGACGAUGACUGUAAAAAAUCAUCUAUGGAUGAGGGCACAGCGGGUAAAGAAGCCAGUGCAACGGAGGAAAUGUCUAAUUUGGUCAACUAUAUCCAACCGGUCAAGUUCGAAUCAUUUGAGUCGUCUAAAAAGCGAAACAAGAGUUUUGAAAUGUCUUCAUUUGUGGAAACCAAAGGCCUUGAGCAGCUGACUAAGUCUCCAGUGGAAUUUGUGGAAUAUAACAAAAUGCAGCUGAGCAGAAUUUAUCCAAAAGGAACACGUGUAGAUUCAUCAAACUAUAUGCCUCAAGUGUUUUGGAAUGCAGGAUGCCAGCUGGUAGCACUCAACUUCCAAACAAUCGAUCUCUCUAUGCAGCUGAAUAUGGGGAUGUACGAAUAUAACGGCAAAUGCGGUUUCAGGCUUAAACCUGAGUUUAUGAGAAGGCCUGAUAAACACUUUGAUCCAUUCACGGAAACCACCGUUGAUGGAAUUGUCGCAAACACCGUCUCCGUCAAGAUCAUUUCGGGUCAAUUCCUUUCAGAUAAAAAGGUGGGCACAUUCGUGGAAGUGGAUAUGUUCGGCCUGCCCGUUGAUACCAAGAGGAAAGCCUUCAAGACAAAGACGUCGCAGGGAAAUGCAGUUAACCCUGUGUGGGAAGAAGAGCCUAUAGUGUUUAAAAAGGUGGUUUUACCCUCUCUGGCAUGUCUCAGAAUAUCCGCAUAUGAAGAAGGAGGCAAAUUCAUCGGUCAUAGGCUAUUACCGGUGCCGGCACUCCGACCAGGUUACCACUACAUUUGCCUGAGAAAUGAGAAGAAUGUUCCUCUGACACUGCCAGCGAUCUUUGUGUAUAUAGAAGUGAAGGAUUAUGUUCCUGAUACAUUCGCAGAUGUGAUUGAAGCUUUAUCAAAUCCGAUCCGGUAUGUGAAUUUGAUGGAGCAAAGAUCAAGGCAAUUGGCUGCACUCACUCUGGAAGAUGAAGAGGAAGUUAAGAAGGAGGUAGAAGCCGGGGAGGCCCCAUCAGAGGCAAACAGUGAGCCCAGGCCAGCUCCAGCAGAAAAUGGCUUGAAUCAUGCUUCCACCCUCACCCCCAAGCCAACGUGCCCAACUGUACAGAGUCAGCCUGUUCCAGGUUCUGUGAAGGUUCCUGCUAAAACAGAAGAUCUCAUAUUAAGUGUCUUAACAGAAGUGGAAGCCCAGACGAUGGAGGAGCUGAAGCAGCAGAAAGCGUUUGUGAAGCUUCAGAAGAAACAUUACAAAGAAAUGAAGGACCUGGUCAAGAGGCACCACAAGAAAACCACCGAUCUCAUCAAGGAGCAUACGGCCAAGUACAACGAGAUUCAAAGCGAUUACUUGAGGAGGAGGGCCGUUCUGGAAAAGACGGCAAAAAGGGAUAGCAAAAAAAAGUGCGAAACAAACAGUAGUCCGGAUCAUAAUUCUUCCACUGUGGAACAAGAUUUGAGUGCUUUAGAUGCAGAAAUGGCCCAGAAAUUAAUAGAACUGAAGGAACAACAACAGCAGCAACUUCUUAACCUUCGCCAAGAGCAGUAUUAUAGUGAGAAAUACCAGAAGAGGGAGCACAUCAAACAGUUAAUCCAAAAACUGACGGAUGUAGCAGAGGAAUGCCAGAGCAACCAGCUGAAGAAGCUCAAAGAAACCUGUGAAAAGGAAAAGAAGGAGCUGAAAAAGAAAAUGGAUAAGAAAAGACAAGAAAAGGUCACAGAAACAAAGUCCAAGGAUAAAAAUCAAAUGGAAGAGGAGAAAACAGAAAUGAUCCGAUCAUAUAUUCAAGAAGUGGUGCAGUAUAUUAAAAGGUUAGAAGAUGCUCAGAGUAAGCGGCAAGAAAAACUGAUAGAAAAGCACAAGGAGAUCCGUCAGCAAAUACUGGAUGAAAAGCCAAAGUUGCAGGUUGAACUUGACCAGGAAUACCAAGACAAAUUCAAGCGACUACCAAUGGAAAUCCAGGAGUUUGUGCAAGAUGCCAUGAAAGGGAAGUUCAGUGAUGAUGGAGAACACAGUUCCACCAGUGCCAUCUUAACGCCUGACAGUGGGAAAUCGCCAGUUUCUGGGAAUCAGCGAAGUCCAGACCAUGAAGUUGAAGGAGCAGCAGAAAAUCCAGAUAAAGCUUUUGACACAUCCCUCUAACAGAGAGCAAUGGGUCUCAGUGGUUGUUUUAUUUUGUGCAGUCAGGGCAUGCUAUUGCCACAUUGCCUGUUAUCUGUUGUCCGCAGUGUGGUAAGGGGCCCGUGGCUGGUAAAAAUGGAAGCUGAAAUAUCCAUUGGAGCAGUCUUGUACAACAUACGUACGGGGGGCUUGUAACACUCUCCAUUUUAAUAUUCAGUUUUCUGAGUGUCAGUAACAGCUCACAUGUAUAAUGUAUGACACUUUGUUGGUUUUGGCAAAAGAAAAGUGUAACCUUGGGCCCGUGAGCACUGCUAGUAAUGGAAGAGAAAGAACAUUAGUCUGUGUCGUAGUGGUCACCCACACAUGUUGCAUUAAAGUAUCAAUCAAACAAGCUCUAAGCUAGGAUCUGUAUGUCAGUCGAAAUAUUAUCUGACACUUUUGUUUUCUUACUGCACUUAAAUAGCGCUAUCAUUGUUUUAUGUUUGCACUGAAAUACAAAACAUUUUGUUUUGCAAGCACUGGCUGCUUGCAGAAGUAUUUUGAUAUGAAAUCUGUAACAUAAUUGCUGCUGCAAAUCUCUCUUAAAGAAUUGUGCCAUGGGGACACUCUUAGGAAAAGAAAAAUGUGCCAUUGUUAACGCAAAUUAAAAAAAAAAAGUCAUAUCUCUCAAACGGCACAGUUUCAGCAUUCACUGUAAGUAUUUCUUCAAGGCAGACAAAUGAAGGAAAAGGAGAGAAAGGGCUUUAGGGGUGCAUGAAAAUAAAAAAGAUGCUAUCACUUUGCUAGGAUCUGCAGAUCAAUCACCGUUGUAAGAAACACAAUAUCUGUGGCAUUAAUGUUGUACUGUAUGUUUGAGUAGUCUUCAGAUAUAAAUAUAAAAAUUAUAUAUAUAUAUAUAUUUUGCAGGAUCAAAAAUAUUGAACUUAGGUAUUAUAUUUUAUCUUUAAUUUCUUGGGAACUGUAAAGCGACCAUAGAGAAAUAAAAGCAAAGUAACUCUAGAGAUAAAGUGAUAUUUCCACAUGGUUAUAUUCACUUGGAAAAUAAAUACAACCUCCCUAGAACUUAUUUCUAGUGGUUAUUGCUGACUUUUUCCAGAUUUUCCACUGGUUGAAAGCAGGGGUGGAACAUGGUGUCAAUGUAGCACUGGGGCCCAGUCAAAUUGCAUGGCCUGCUGAGUGCUAAACAUGACAAUUAGGAGUUUUUAGAGUAAUUGUUGGAAGACUGAGUUCAAGGAAGUUCUUAGAACUUUAAUUGGCUGCAAGUUUUUAAGAAAAGAAUUGGUCUUGUUCCACCAUUGUUUUCUACUCCUAACCAAUGGAAAAGAGAAUAACAACUUUUAUACAAAGACAUGUAUAUAUUUUAACACUUUUAACAUAACUCUUAUGUCUUGAGUCUUAACAGAGAAGUAGGAGAUUAAAUAACAAAUAAUUUCUUAUUGAUAACAAAGCAUUGAUACCUGUAACUUCAACUGUAUUGCUCAUUCAUACGCAGGAGAAGGGUUAAAACAUGGUUUCCUUUUUGCAAUUCUGAUGAUCCUUUAGUUGCAUUAUUUAUUGUUUUUAAAAAUUGUUCUAAUUAUCAAAAGUGUCAUGGAUACAGAUAAAGUGAAAUAUAUAGAAAAAAGCGAAUAUGUAAGAAAUAAAAUGUUCUUAAAAUCAGUGAUGCAUCAUGGAAAUGUAACUUUAUAUACAAACCUUAUUGUACAAAGGUUCAGUUAUCUACCAAGUGUAUUAUAUUGACCUGUAGACCCCCACACUCAUAAGUCUUUGUUCCAUAACGACCGGGCAGAAACCACCUGCUGUAGUUGAACCUUUUUUGCAACAAGAUGUGAAGGGACUGCUCAGAGCUGCUAGGAUUAUAGUCUUCCUUGUAAUUCUAUAGCAUGUAAAAACAAUGUGGUCAGUCAUUGGCUGACCAGAUUUUCCACCCAGUCCAUUCAGGGACGGGGGCCCUUUAAGUGCCAUACAUAGGGUGAACAGUAGGCAAGUCCUGGUGGAGUCCUCACAGUUCUCUUUUACUUGUGCAUGGUGAAAAACAACAUUAAGAAAAUAGUUUUUUAUAGUAUGUAAAUAGUAUCAAGUGGUUCUAGAUUCAUUCAAAGUAUCAUGUUGACUUUAUACAAUCUGGAAUGGCAGGGCUUCCCGCAUCUUCCCAUUGAGUAGAAUUGGGAGUUAGAGCACAUAAACAAGGUCACUCCAACAUAACAGUGACUUGUACUGUUGAUGAGACACAUCAACAUAGAUGUUUAUAAGGUGCAGGGAUAUUGGUUGGGUCUAACAUAUUCCAGUUUCUUUAUAUUUUAAACAAUAAUUGUCCAGGAAUAUGAUGCUUGUCUAAAAGGCUUCAACCAAGCUCUUCACCUCAUGGGUAUAAAAGUUUGAGUGAAGCAUAUGCCCAAUACGAUACAUUUGGCAGUUUAAGGAAAAUGCUUAUGACAAAUAUAAAGUCAAGAGCUGUUAAGUGAAUUGUGCAAUCUUCAGUCGAGAUGAACCAACAGAUUGUGUAUAUCUAGGUUCAUAUGUAUCCUCCCCGUGCACUGCACUUCUUUCUUUUAUCCAGAUCCACUUGUUAUAUAGUGAAAAACAAAAGUUUCACUCGUUGUUUAGAACAUAUCCAAAAGUUUCAUUCACACAACAUCACAAAGCCUCAGAUGUACUUUCUUUUAUUGCAAUAUUUGCAAGGUCUCCACAUCCAAGAAAGGACAACUAGCAACUAUGUUUUUUACCUGCAGGGAAAAUGCAAUUUUUGGAGGGUAUUUUUGAGAGUGGAAUCAUUCUCUUGUUUUUGAAAAAGCAAUGGAAAGAAGAAGACAGUGUGGCCGUUGUUCUGUGGAGCUUCAGUAUCACUAUCCCAAGUACAAUGAAAUGGGCACCAUGCCAGGCAGUCAAUACCACCAUUGGGUGUACCAUAGUGCUAGACCUUUGCUCAGUGUAACAUAUACAGGGUAGAGCAUAUUGCCCUGUGUCCUAGAGGCACAGAAGGCCUUGCCCAUAAAAUGUCCUUAAUCACAACUAAAAGAGACAUAUUAUCAUAUACAAUAGUCUUAGAUAGAUUUAUUAUGCUCACCAGGGAUGUCCGGUCUUUAGCUCUGCAGCUGCAUUUAUAUUUCCCAAAAUUAGAGUUGGGGUCCUAAGCCUUCAUGCAUUUGACUGUGCCCCAAGGAGACCUUUUUUUUAAAAAAACUCUAAGCCUUACAACAUCUUAAAUUAAUCUUAAUGGUUCUUCCAGUAAAAGGAAAGGCUUGUGUAAUUUAAGGUUCUAACAUCAAUCAAAACUGGAACUUCAGUUCUUAAAUGGGGUAACGUAUUAAAAAUCAGUUCCGGUAACCUAUAGCAGCCAAUCAGCUAACAAAAAUCAUUAGGCUGCUGUUUCAAAGCAAACAUCUGAUUGGCUGCUAUGGAGAAUUAUAACUAACGCAGACAUGGGGACAUUUACAAGCGAGGGACAUCCAAUCAGAUGCAUGAUAGAAUGGCGUGGGACUGGUGGUUUUCUGUACAUACAUUUUUAUACUGUAUCUAUGAAGUGACAUUUUUGGCAGUAAUGUAGUGUGAUAUACAUCUUGCAUUGUUUGGACUAUAAACGUGAUACAGAUAUCCGUAUAAAAAAAAUGUAAAUCUUAAUUUUACUUGAAGUAGAUCUUAAACAAUUUAUGAGAAAAUGGAUCUUUCUAAUGUAUUAGUCUUGUGCCUUUGUGUUGUUAAGUGUUGAAUGUGUGAACCUUUGUAUGGUGGAUAUUCUUCUUUUACACAAUGACACACAAACUAUGAGUAUUUCAGAUUGGAUUUCUUGGAUAUCUGUUCACUGCUGAGAAUCGCUUGGUUUUCACAGGAUUAAAUUGCCAGACAUUUUAUUGCAAUCUUUUCUUACCGGAAGCUCAUUCUAUCGGCGGGAUGGGAAAAGCUCAGCUUUCCUUGCGCUCCGACACUACAAAUCCCAUGAUUCUGAGCCAAGCGCUCAGGUUUCUGACUCUACAUAAGGCUGAAAUCUUUUCACGUCCUUGCUGUAAAGGAACACUGUCUCAAACUCUGCAACAUGAAUGUUCUAGUGAAAACUGGAGUUGAUAUUGUCAGUGGUUUAUUGGAAAUUGUGAUUUACAUGUCAAAGGCAUAGGAAAGGGGGAUUUGUGUAAUUAUAAUGUUUAUUUCAAUUUGGAUUAUGGUUUACAACUUCUUUGGGGUAAAAAUUAAAAAUUCUAUGCAAUUUUGUGGCAUGAUGUUCCUUCCAACUGUAACUAAAUGUGCUUUCCUCACACAUCCAAAGGACAAAUAAAAAAUAUUAACGCAUUA